UAAACAUUCAAAUCCACGAUGGCACGAUCAAGACAACGGAAUGCUUCCUCAUCUUCCUCUUCCAGAACAAGCAUCGCAUUCGCAAGGACUCUUUUCACGACAGCAACCUCCUCUUCGUCAUUGCUAUUACGAUGCCUGAUAGCCAGUGUGGCGGUGGCAUCUUUCGGCGUGGUUGUCACGACAUUGUAUUGGAUUCACCUUGAGGAGAAUCUGGUUUGUAGAACAAGUGAUGGAGGAGCAUCCUCUUCUUCAUCUGUAACAACUUUAACUUCUUCUUCAUCUUCGUGUACGGAUGAUGUCAAGAACCUCUCCAGUGGAACCAACAAGAAGAAAACGAGGGCUUUGGUGAUAGUUUCGGGAAAGGCGAGCACCGCAGACUUUGGACGUGAUCCAGCACGUCUUUUUACUGAGCUCCAUCCGUCGUCCAGUGAUUUCGACAUCUAUGAACUAGUUUGCAGAGUAGACUACGAGGAUCGGGCACGACCUAGGCCAACAUUCCCUAUUCAAACUGGUGGAAAAGAUGUCGGGAUGAUCUCUUCAUCCUCGACAGAGGCAGAAUCUACAACUUCGUCGAGUUCAAAGUCCUCCUCUUUAACUUUGAUGCCAUCAACGUCUUCAACGUCCCUUUCUUCUAGCACACACAGAACGCGAGGAAGUGGCGGUGGGACUGUGUCAAAAACUCUGGCAUAUUGUGUGGAGCGAGGUGCAGAAGCAGAGCAAGUAGGUGGAAUCCAACCAGGACGUCCAGGGGAAUCGCUGGCUCAGUGGAUCAAGAGUGACCUGAU
Molecule: messenger RNA, 785 nt
Organism: Amoebophrya sp. A25
Lineage: Eukaryota; Dinophyceae; Syndiniales; Amoebophryaceae
Source: the annotation of a GenBank genome assembly